AGGGAUGUUUCAUGAACAAUGUUAUUUCCGCAUCGUGAGAGAAGGACCUGCCAAAAGCUUCUCCUGUCAGCAGACACUGACAGGAACUGAUCUGCUGAAGAUGACGCAUCAGAGAUCACCUGCUGAGGUUAAAGUGACAUGUUUUUACCUUUCAACAUCUUCAUCACCAGAGAGUAACACAUCCUCCAUCAUCAUUCGAAAGACAGACUCAGUCACACUGAACUGUCAGACUCCAUCGUCUGUUUCUGUGUCUCAGUGUUAUUUCUACACUGUAAAUGGAGGAAAUGUCAGAGGCUUCUCUUGUCAGCAGACACUGACAGGAACAUAUCUGCUGAAGAUGACAAGUCAGAGUUCACCUGCUGAGGUUAAAGUGAAAUGUUAUUACACUGUAAAGCUUGGAGAGUUCAAUCCUCCAUCUCCACACAGUGACACGUCCUCCAUCAUCAUACACACAGGUGGAAAACCACAGAUGAGUGUUCAGCAUUUUCAUGGUGACCACGUCCUCUUCACUUGCUAUCUGCCUGGAUCUGCUAAUCAUGAUACGAGAUGUAACCUGUACUUUGGAGAAACAAAUGAUCCAGUUGUAACAACAACUGUCUGGAAGCAAAGAAGCUCAACCAAUCAGUGGUUCUGCCAGUUUACUGUCACAAUUGAUCAUUUGCUGAAUCGAAUACGUCUGGUUAAACAAAGAAAAGCCAGCUGUGAUUACAGUUUGGGAAGUGAACCCAAGGCUUUGUCUCCUCAUAGUGAUGGAUACAGCUUGACUGAUAUUUUGGAAAUCGAAUCAGGUGCGACCCAGAGAACGCCGACAUUUACUGUGACCACAGAGCUGACUUCCACUACUGCAGUUCAUGUGGAAACUACAUCAGUUACUGGUCUAACUCUUACGGCUGCAGGUAGUUUGACCUCUGCUGACACAACUCUUAUCAGUCCAGCAUCUGAGGAUGAAAUAACAGAGAAGAUGGUAUCGAUGAUCGGAGCAGGUGUGACUGUGGGUGUCGUGUUUCUUGUAUUGGCACUUCUCUUUGCUCAAAGCAGGACUGAAACAUGUGUGUCCAAGAGUUUCUUUACAUCAAAUCCAAACUUCACUGGCAAAUCAAAAGAUGACAGGAACUAUAUGGUUGAUUAUGAUGAAACCUACAGUACCGUCACCUAUGAAUGGUGAGCUGCUCUCCUCUUCCUGAGUUUAGUGUAAGGAUCUUACACAGGCUGAUUCACCACUUGGUGGUGCAAGUUCUGCUAAAAUGCUUCAAAGUCAGCAGCAUUUGAUUUGAUUACAGGUGCAAUCAUGAAAAUGUGUGAAUUCUCUGACAAUAAAGGUGUUUCUGUGACAUGUGAGGAAAAUUAAACAUGUGCAACUGUACCAUCUUGAUGAAUACAGAAUGCUGGCAAACAAUGUCACUGAGGGAAGUCGAGUCAUGUAUGUUUCUUUCUGUUCAUAGAGUGACAACAGCAGCACCGCAGAGGAUGCAGCUACAUCAGCCCUCAGAGACAAAGUGUUCAGCGCUCCAAAGUCAAUUUGAAACACAAACAUCGUUUUUCUUGCAUCUUUAUCGCUUUGCUUUCUUAUGUUCAAGUUGUUUAUAGUUGCCUGUUUUGGACUGCCUUUCCAGGAUUUGACCUUUGCUUGCCUCAUCAUUCUGUGAGACCUUUGUGCUUUUGGAUUGUUGCAUGAAUAAAUUACUUGAACUGCA
This is a messenger RNA of Chelmon rostratus (copperband butterflyfish), 1694 nucleotides long. RefSeq lists its product as uncharacterized. The transcript is spliced from 12 exons. The record is from RefSeq and is a predicted model, not a curated record. NCBI's taxonomy places the organism in Eukaryota, Metazoa, Chordata, Actinopteri, Chaetodontiformes, Chaetodontidae. Bases 5 to 1165 code for a protein of 386 amino acids.